AAACGGGGAGGGGGGAUGUGCAUGUAUGUGUGUGCCUAUAUAUAUUUAGAGAGCCAAGCCAAAGCUCAGCAUUAGACUUCCUUCCUGAGCUACGCGGGGCAUUUGUGGAGAUACCCCUCCCACCCCUAUCACCACAGGUAAAGAGUGGGCUGGCACUUAGCUGUGAAACUGGAGAGAGCUGGCUCAGGGCUGCACUUGAAUUCCUGAUAGGAAGGGAGCUCAGGAGUGUUUCUUCUCUUCAUCAAGAGCUCCUUGCCCACCUACAAGAGGAUGUCUCGGUGGCUUUGGCUCCUUGGCAGAGUCCUGCUCUUGCUGAAUGUGACUGCCUCUGUGAACUUCCUCCAUCACCGCUAUGAGGAGCUGGUGCAAGCCAUGUACGAUGUGAAGGGCUCGUGCCCGUAUAUUACCCGGCUGUACAGCAUUGGACGCAGCGCCCAGGGCCGCCACCUCUAUGUGCUGGAGUUCAGCGACUACCCUGGUAUCCAUGAACCCAUGGAGCCGGAGUUCAAGUAUGUGGCAAACAUGCAUGGCAAUGAAGUACUGGGCCGAGAACUGCUGAUCCAGCUUGCCGAGUUCCUGUGUGAAGAGUAUCGACAUGGCAAUCAACGCAUUACGCAGCUUAUCCAUGACACGCGUAUUCACCUCAUGCCUACAAUGAACCCUGACGGAUAUGAGGUGGCAGCUGCCCAGACCCAACACAGUUUAAGAGAUUUCACUGGAAGAAACAAUGCCAAUGCAGUUGACCUUAACCGUAACUUUCCUGACCUCAAUUCUAUUAUGUACCACAAUGAAAAACAUGGCGGACCCAACCAUCACCUUCCUUUGCCAGACAACUGGAGAAAUCAGGUGGAGCCAGAGACUUUGGCAGUGAUUGAGUGGCUGAAAAGUUACAAUUUUGUCCUCUCAGCCAAUCUCCAUGGCGGAGCAGUAGUAGCCAAUUAUCCCUAUGACAAAACCCAAGAGCAGAGAACGCGGGGUGUCUGGCGUCCAACCAACAGUCCUACACCUGAUGACAAUCUCUUCAAAAAGCUAGCCAAGGGCUACUCCUAUGCACAUGGAAGGAUGCACCGGGGCACAAACUGCGGGGACUUCUUUCCUGAAGGCAUCACCAAUGGAGCCUCUUGGUACUCCCUCAGCAAAGGGAUGCAGGACUUCAAUUAUCUGUUCACCAACUGCUUUGAGAUUACUCUUGAACUGAGCUGCAACAAAUUCCCACCACAGGAAGAUCUGGAGUUUGAGUGGCUAGCAAAUCGUGAAGCACUGAUUGCCUACAUAGAGGAGGUUCAUCAUGGCAUCAAAGGCAUGGUGACAGAUGAGGAUAACAACAAAGUUGCUGGUGCUGUCAUUUCGGUGGAAGGAAUUGGCCAUGAUGUCACUGCAGGUGAACAGGGUGACUAUUUCCGGCUGCUUUUGCCUGGCACUUACACAGUUACUGCAUCAGCAGAUGGCUACCAGCCCCAGACAGAGAAAGUUGUGGUGGGUCCUGCUGGGCCUUCUGUGGUACACUUCCAGCUCAGGCAGGGUGCUUUGGACAACCGUCCUGCACAGAAAAACUUUGACAAACACCACACAAACAAAGCUCUGCACAAAAAGGUUGUUCCACGUGCUGCCCAGCGGGAGAUGCCUCGGUGAAGGCAGAAAGGUGGAAGCAGAUGGAAUGGAGCCAUUGAUACUAUAAGAAGUCAAUAAUGCUGGCAGAUGAACUUUCUAAAGGCCACUCACAACCUUUCUUGUCUCCUGCAAACAUGAAAUGAGCUGAAACUUUGUUUAUUAAAUGUCUAAUAUUUAACUUUGGUGCAGACUCUUUCAGAAGGAGGGCAGUCAUUAGACCUUUCCAUUCUAUGAUCUUCUAAUCCAGUGUUUCUCUGGAUGUGCUCCUCCAGAUGUUUUGGAUUCGGCUCCCACAAUUCCUAACGGCUGGUUAAAUGGCUGGGAUUUCUGGGAGCUGAAGUCCAAAACACCUGGAGGAUCACAGUUUGAGAAACACUGACAGUCACAGAGUUUAAAACUUCUUAACCAAUUCAUUGGCUUAGUAUCACCUGCAGCCUGUGCUAUUGCCCCCAUUUAUGGCCAUAAAUAGUUUAUAGAACACACGGGAAAUAUCAGACAUUAAAAUAGUGUGUGUGUGUGUCUGUCUAUCUAUCUGUCUGAGAGGCUAUCCACACUGCAGAACUAUAGCAGUUUAACAAUACUUCAACUGCCAUAGCUCCAUCCUAUGGAAUCCUGAGAUUUGUAGUUUGUUUUGGCACCAAAGCUCUCUGACAGAAAAAGAUAAAUAUCUCAAAACUACAAAUCCUAGAAUUCCAUGAGAGUUGAUGUGGUGCCAAACUGCUAUAAUCCUGCAGUGUUGAUGCAGCCCAUACUGCGAUGUUAAAAAGCACACAGACUGCAAUGUUAAAAAGAAAUUGCUUCCAUUAUUCAUUACAAUUUGUAAAUGUAGACUUUUGCCUUUAUUCAUUUCAUGUGUUCAAAAAGGUAACGUAUUAAAAUUGAUCGUUGUCUUA
Messenger RNA from Anolis carolinensis (green anole), 2504 nucleotides. RefSeq names its product carboxypeptidase N subunit 1 (gene cpn1). Gene Ontology annotation, molecular function: metallocarboxypeptidase activity; zinc ion binding. Gene Ontology annotation, biological process: peptide metabolic process; protein processing. The record is from RefSeq and is a predicted model, not a curated record. The transcript has 9 exons. Bases 271 to 1632 code for a protein of 453 amino acids. NCBI's taxonomy places the organism in Eukaryota, Metazoa, Chordata, Lepidosauria, Squamata, Anolidae.